Hippocampus zosterae (dwarf seahorse) is the source of this 2102-nucleotide messenger RNA. RefSeq names its product hepatocyte nuclear factor 4, gamma (gene hnf4g). Gene Ontology annotation, molecular function: nuclear steroid receptor activity; RNA polymerase II cis-regulatory region sequence-specific DNA binding; zinc ion binding. Lineage: Eukaryota; Metazoa; Chordata; Actinopteri; Syngnathiformes; Syngnathidae. Bases 179 to 1447 code for a protein of 422 amino acids. The transcript has 11 exons. Gene Ontology annotation, biological process: anatomical structure development; cell differentiation; regulation of transcription by RNA polymerase II. Gene Ontology annotation, cellular component: nucleus. The record is from RefSeq and is a predicted model, not a curated record.
GUUUAGUAAAUCGAUCGAAUGGCAGGGCUAUGGCGGCGCCAUUCAAUGUGUCGCUCCAUGAAUUAUAGGCUGCUGGCCUCUCCAAACUUCACUUUUUCAAGUUGAAUGCGUUUACCUUCAAACACGAUCAGCUUCUCCUAGUUGCACUUGCUCAGUGACAGCUUCGACACCUGGAUAGAUGCAUAUCCCAGACAGGAGCAGAACCACAGAGAGCAUGCCAACUGAAUCAAGCCUGCCAUGUCCAGAUGGGGCCAACAGUAACUGUGCCAUCUGCGGAGACAAAGCCACAGGGAAACACUACGGCGCCGCCAGCUGUGACGGCUGCAAGGGUUUCUUUCGCCGCUCCAUACGCAAGAGCCACAUCUACACUUGCAGGUUCAGCAGGCAGUGCGUCGUCGACAAAGAUAAGAGGAACCAGUGUCGUUUCUGCAGACUCAACAAAUGCUUCCGAGCUGGCAUGAAAAAAGAAGCCGUGCAAAAUGAGAGAGAUCGGAUCAGCUCAAGAAGAAGCAUUCCCGACAAUCAAGACCUCCCGCCCAUCACAGUUUUGGCCCAAGCUGAAUCAAUAUCUCAACAGAUAAGCGCUCCAGUUGGAAUAGCAGCUCAAAGAGAGCAGAAAUCCGCCACUGUCGCCGACGUGUGUGAUUCUAUGAGACAGCAACUACUGGUUUUGGUGGAAUGGGCCAAAUACAUUCCAUCCUUUGGAGAACUACCGCUGGAUGACCAGGUGAGCUUGCUCAGGGCACAUGCAGGCGAGCACCUCUUGCUGGGAGUGGCCAAAAGGUCGAUACCAUUCAAGGACUUCCUGCUUUUAGGUAAUGGCUGUGUGAUACACAGGAACAGUCCGGAACCUGAGCUCUGCCGGGUGGCAAACAGAGUUCUGGAUGAGCUGGUCCAACCUUUCCAGGAUAUUCAAAUCGAUGACAAUGAAUACGCUGCACUCAAGGCCAUUGUCUUUUUUGACCCAGAUGCAAAGUCUUUGCGGGACCCUUCCAAAAUCAAAGCCACACGUUUGCAGGUUCAGAUGAGUCUGGAAGACUACAUUAAUGACCGGCAGUAUGACUCGCGGGGUCGUUUUGGGGAGCUGCUACUCCUUCUGCCCACUCUGCAGAGCAUCACCUGGCAAAUGAUCGAACAACUGCAGUUCAUUAAGCUCUGCGGUCUUGCCAAGAUUGACAACCUGCUGCAAGAGAUGUUGCUGGGAGGCCUGACGUCGGACAACACCCACUUUCACCAUCCGGCACACGCCCAGUUAACCCAGGACCCUGUAACAGGACACGCUUUGCUCAUCAGUACCAUGCCUGUUGCACACACCCAACAGAUAGCCUCUCCAGACACCCCCAUCCCAUCACCUCCUCAAGGUCAAGCCCCCGAGAUGUACAAACACUUUCCCCAGCCCGUUUGUCCUCCAAGCAGUCCUUCACCUUCCAUACAGACAGACCCCUGACAUGGGAUCACUGUCUUCUAUUACAUCAUGCCUUUGCUCUCAAUCAUAGCGGACAAAAAAAAAAGAAAAUGGAACCUCGCCCAGUAUCUGAGGUUCAAAGAGUAAGUACACUGUCCAAGAUUCAAUGUGCUGCAUCGUUAACUUUACUGGUGAAUGCACCAUCAAUGUAGCAUUUGAAUACACGAGUCGCUAAAAAUAUCAGCGCUCACAUUGGCUACUGACAUCAUGAAAGCUACACUGACAAACUCCUCUGCUAUCAAAACACUAAUGCGGUAAAAGGGUGGAGAGAAGUCAGAGUGAAAUAAUGCAUGUUCGCAAUAUGUAUUGGAAUAUUUUCAUAUUUUUUACGUUUAUUGUACAUAGCAACAAAGAGAUUUUUCGGGUGAUGUAAAUACAGUGUACUAAAAAAUAUUGACUGAAAUCACUCAAAUCAACUGUUUAUUACAUUGCUAGCUUAUUUUCCCUUGGAACCAAUGUCCAUCAUAAUUUAUGCCAUGUAGAUAUCACCCCUUCCACAAGAAACAGAACCAAGCAAAAAUUGUUUUGAGUGUUGUUAAAUUAGAAAAUGUUCAUACUCUUUCGACUACAAUAUACGAUCAUAAUGAGAGGUAUGCCUUUGGAAUAUUUUGUUUACUUAAUAUGAUAUUGCACACUG